This is a messenger RNA of Miniopterus natalensis, 2522 nucleotides long. RefSeq names its product MBL associated serine protease 2 (gene MASP2). Gene Ontology annotation, biological process: complement activation, lectin pathway; proteolysis. Gene Ontology annotation, molecular function: serine-type endopeptidase activity; calcium ion binding. Lineage: Eukaryota; Metazoa; Chordata; Mammalia; Chiroptera; Miniopteridae. Gene Ontology annotation, cellular component: extracellular region. The record is from RefSeq and is a predicted model, not a curated record.
AUGAGGUGGGUGGGAGCCCCCACAGCCUCCUGGGCCGGGGCGAGGGGUGACGGCACCCCCAGGCCCUCACCCGCCCACCCCUGUCCUGUGCUGCGGCCCCUCGGGCUGCUGAUCCUCCUGGGCCUGCUCUGGGGCUCAGCAGCCGCCCCCGGGGGCCCACAGUGGCCCCAGCCCAUGUUCGGGCGCCUGGUGUCCCCAGGCUUCCCGGGGAAGUAUGGGGACAACGAGGAGCGGAACUGGACCCUGACGGCGCCCCCAGGCUACCGCCUGAGGCUCUACUUCACCCACUUCCACCUGGAGCUCUCCUACCUCUGCGAGUACGACUUUGUCAAGCUGAGCUCGGGAACCAAGGUGCUGGCCACACUGUGCGGCUGGGAGAGCACAGACACGGAGCGGGCCCCCGGCAACGACACUUUCUACUCCCUGGGCUCCAGCCUGGACGUCACCUUCCACUCCGACUACUCCAACGAGAAGCCGUUCACAGGGUUCGAGGCCUUCUAUGCAGCCGAGGACAUCGAUGAGUGCCAAGCGCCCCCGGGGGAGGCGCCCGCCUGUGACCACCACUGCCACAACCACCUGGGCGGCUUCUACUGCUCCUGCCGUGCGGGCUACGUUCUCCACCGCAACAAGCGCACCUGCUCAGCCCUGUGCUCAGGCCAGGUCUUCACCGAGCGGUCUGGGGUGAUCAGCAGCCCCGAAUACCCUCAGCCUUACCCCAAACUCUCCAGUUGCACCUACAGCAUCCGCCUGGAGGACGGCUUCCGCGUCAUCCUGGACUUCGUGGAGUCCUUCGACGUGGAAACGCACCCCGAAACCCAGUGCCCCUACGACUCCCUCAAGGUUCAGGCGGACAAAAGGGAAUACGGCCCAUUUUGUGGGAAGAUGUUGCCCAGCAGGAUUGAAACCGAGAGCAGCGCCGUGACCAUCACCUUUGUUACCGACCAGUCGGGGGACCACGCAGGCUGGCGGAUCCGCUACAGCAGCACAGCUCUGCCCUGCCCUGCCCCGGUGGCGCCACCCCACGGCCACAUCUCGCCUGGGCGGGCCGCGUACGUCCUGAGGGACAGCUUCUCCGUCGUCUGCGAGCCCGGCUACGAGCUUCUGCGGGGUGAGGUGCCCCUGAGAUCGUUCACUGCCGUCUGUCAGAAGGAUGGAUCCUGGGACCGGCCGAUGCCCGAAUGCAGCAUUGUCGACUGUGGCCCCCCCGAGGACCUGCCCGGCGGCCAGGUGGAGUACGUCACGGGCCCGGGAGUGACGACAUACAGGGCUGCGAUUCAGUACCGCUGCAACGAGACCUUCUACGCCAUGACGACAGGCGGUGGUAAAUAUGUGUGUGAGGCUGAUGGAUUCUGGACGAACUCCAAAGGAGAAAACCCGCCCCCGGUCUGCGAGCCUGUUUGUGGACUAUCAGCCCGCACAACAGGAGGUCGUAUAUAUGGAGGGCGAAAUGCAAAGCUCGGGGAUUUUCCCUGGCAAGUCCUGCUAGUAGGUGACACAGCAGCAGCAGCAGGGGCACUUUUGUAUGAUGACUGGAUCCUAACAGCCGCUCAUGCUGUGUAUGAGCAGAAAGAAGAUGCCUCCCACCUAAGCAUUCGAAUGGGUGCCCUGAAGAGACUGUCACCUCCUUACACACAAGCCUGGGCAGAGGCCAUUUUCAUACACGAAGGUUACACUCACGGUGCUGGUUUCGAUAACGACAUAGCACUGAUCAAACUGAGGAACAAAGUUGUAAUCAAUAGCAACAUCAUGCCUAUCUGCUUGCCGAGAAAAGAAGCUGAGUCCUUCAUGAGGACCAACGACAUCGGAGCCGUGUCUGGAUGGGGAAUAACCCACAGGGGUGCUCCUGCCAGAAGCCUCAUGUAUGUUGAGGUACCAAUUGCUGACCAUCAACAAUGUGCCGCUGCCUACGAAAAGAAGUCCCACCCAGGGGGAAGGGUAACCGGCAACAUGCUCUGUGCCGGCUUAGAAAGUGGGGGCAGGGACAGCUGCAGAGGUGACAGUGGGGGGGCACUGGUGUUUCUAGAUAACGAGACCAACAGGUGGUUUGUGGGAGGGAUAGUGUCCUGGGGCUCCAUUAACUGCGGGGAAGCACAACUGUAUGGGGUCUACACAAAAGGCAUUAACUAUAUUCCCUGGAUCAAGAAAAUAAUUAAUAACUUUUAAUUUGUAUGUCUUCAAUCAGUAAUUCCUUAAAAAACAAAAAACACCUGUAAAAGAUCUCAGCAGCAGUGUGACCUGAGAAACACUAGCACAGCCGUCAUCACCGGACCCAAAAAUCAAAACCAAACGAGCAGCGAAAGGCUUGCCAGCUUUCCGCCCUUUACGCUUUGACUCAAGGAGGCACGGCCGUCCUCGCGAUGUUCACCUGUGUCAGCGCAACAGAAACUCGCUGGUUAAAUCUGCAUAACACUACUUGCAAAGUUCAGUAUCUUUUUGCACUGGCUUUUAAAAUUGCAUUUCUGGAAACUGCCUGGACAUGUUCUUUGACUCUUUCUACUGUUUCUGGACUUGUUCUUAUUGAU